Phanerochaete carnosa HHB-10118-sp is the source of this 574-nucleotide messenger RNA. RefSeq lists its product as uncharacterized. The record is from RefSeq and is a predicted model, not a curated record. Gene Ontology annotation, cellular component: nucleosome. The transcript has 3 exons. Gene Ontology annotation, molecular function: DNA binding; protein heterodimerization activity; structural constituent of chromatin. The coding region runs from base 56 to 469 and encodes 137 amino acids. Lineage: Eukaryota; Fungi; Basidiomycota; Agaricomycetes; Polyporales; Phanerochaetaceae.
CCACUACACUCGAGACUGAACACUUUACACUUUCUCAUCCUCUCGACUAUCAGCAAUGGCUCGUACCAAGCAGACCGCCCGCAAGUCCACUGGUGGCAAGGCCCCUCGUAAGCAGCUCGCCGCCAAGUCUCGCAAGACUCAGGCACCGACCGCAACCGGUGGUGUCAAGAAGCCUCACCGCUUCCGCCCCGGUACCGUCGCCCUUCGUGAAAUUCGUCGCUACCAGAAGUCGACCGAGCUGCUCAUCCGCAAGCUCCCCUUCCAACGUCUUGUUCGUGAGAUUGCCCAGGAUUUCAAGACGGACCUCCGCUUCCAAUCAUCGGCGGUCAUGGCCCUCCAGGAAGCUGCCGAGGCGUAUCUCGUCUCCCUCUUCGAGGACACCAACCUCGCCGCUAUCCACGCCAAGCGUGUCACCAUCCAACCAAAAGACCUUGCCCUUGCUCGCCGUCUCCGUGGAGAGCGUGCAUGAGUUCUCGUCCAUUUGUAUUCCGGAGUUGGGGGCAACAUAGACCACACACGCAGGGAUGUGUUGUACUUGUUAUUGUAUCAAUACUGCAGACUAUUAUAAUUUCUC